Messenger RNA from Salarias fasciatus (jewelled blenny), 1665 nucleotides. It is a transcript of the gene rnf25, whose product is annotated as ring finger protein 25. The coding region runs from base 63 to 1436 and encodes 457 amino acids. Gene Ontology annotation, cellular component: nucleus. Lineage: Eukaryota; Metazoa; Chordata; Actinopteri; Blenniiformes; Blenniidae. Gene Ontology annotation, biological process: protein ubiquitination. The record is from RefSeq and is a predicted model, not a curated record. Gene Ontology annotation, molecular function: ubiquitin protein ligase activity; protein binding. The transcript is spliced from 10 exons.
GCCAGCCGGUCACUGCUGAUGCUACUUCCUGUUAGCAUUAGCUGCUAACGAUUCUCAGAAACAUGACGGCUGCGGAGUCAGACGUGCUGUCUGAGAUCGAGGUGCUUCAGUCCAUCUACCUGGACGAGCUGCUGGUGGGCAGCAGGGAGGACGGAGGCUGGGAGGUCAGCCUGGUUCUCCACCCGUCCACUGCCGAGGACUCGGUCUCCCAGUUCGUCCGACUGACGCUGACCUUGACCCUGGAUCAGCAGUAUCCCUGGUCGGCUCCUGCCAUCUCCAUCCAGAACCCUCGCGGACUCUCUGAUGACAAACUGAGCAGUGUCACCAAAUGUCUCCAGCUGGAGGCUCAGGCCUGCCUGGGCUCCCCGGUGCUCUACCAGCUCAUCGAGAAAGCAAAAGAAAUCCUGACCGAGAGCAACAUUCCUCAUGGGAACUGCGUCAUCUGUCUGUACGACUUCAAGGAGGGCGAAGCCUUCACUAAAACCAGCUGCUACCACUACUUCCACUCCCACUGCCUGGGCCGCUACGCCCGCCACUCAGAGAGGGAGCUGCAGGAGAGGGAGAGGGAGCUGGAGGAGGACAAGACCCGGGACCACAGCCUGCAUCAGGAGCUGACCGUGGUGUGUCCGGUGUGCAGGGAGCCUCUGACGUACGACGUUGAUCAGCUUCUGUCUUCUCCGGCUCCACAACUUCCCGAGCUUGAUGAGUCGGCCGUCAGCUCAGAUUUCCAGCAGAAAUGGCGAGAACUCCAGAAGCUUCUGGAGAAGCAGCGGUCCAACGGAGGGAUCAUCGACCCCGAGGUGGAAUCGAACCGCUUCCUCAUCCACAUCAACGAGACUCCUGAAAACGGGACCCUGGAGGUGGACGGCCCCCCCGCCGCCCCGGUGUCCUCCACCCUGCCCCCCGAGGAAACCCGAGUCAGAGCGGACCUUUUCGGUCCCGGGCCGCCUCCGGGCCGUGGCGUCCAGGGCCACAGGCGUCAGUACCAGGCGAGGGGCCCGAGGAGAGGCGGGGGUCGGGGCCGGGGCCGGCCCCACCCCGGCAGAGCGCCCCCUGUGGCGGAGCAGCUGGACAAACUCAGUCUAUCCUCAGACUGUCCCGAGGGCACCGCCGGGGCCCGAGCUCAGGGACCGCACAUACCGGAGGGGCAACGGGAGGCUUGCGCCCCUCCGGAGGGCCCGCCGGCGUGUCAGACGAGGCCGGAGAUAGAAUCCCUCAAAGACGCCGCGGAGCCUGCCGGCGGCCACCGGGGUCGAAGGCGGGGCCCCCACCAGCCUCCACGCCACUACGGACCCCCGCGGUACCACUGGGACGGGCGAGCGCCGAGGAGCAGAGGAGGGGGCGGAGCCAACCACCUGUGUGGAGGAGGCGGGGCCCGGCGGGGGCACGGCCGGGCCCCCCAGCAGAGGCCGGCGGACCGAGAAGAGGUGCUAUGACAAAGGGCAGCAGGAGGACCAACGAACGCCGCUGUGUGUGCCUCCAUCGUCAGCCCGACCCCACAGACCCCGCCCCCCUCCUGUACGCCGCCAUCGUCCCUGCCUCCAGUUUGCACUUUCACGCACUCAGACAUCGGGAGAGUCCGAAGCAUCGGAAACGGGCAGUUGUUGCUUUUUGUGGUGAUGCUAAAUGACUUGGAAGAACUUGAAAAUAAAUUUUUCUCCGGAU